Molecule: messenger RNA, 1296 nt
Organism: Fraxinus pennsylvanica
Lineage: Eukaryota; Viridiplantae; Streptophyta; Magnoliopsida; Lamiales; Oleaceae
Source: the annotation of a GenBank genome assembly
AUGACAUCUUUGAAAUUGAAUUUAACGAGAUGUUGCGAUGCUGAGAUUGAUCUCUACAAGUUUAGCCCUUGGGACCUUCCAGGUAAAGCACUCUAUGGUGAAAAAGAGUGGUACUUCUUUUCUCCAAGAGAUCGAAAGUACCCGAAUGGUUCUCGGCCGAACAGGACAGCGGGAGCAGGAUACUGGAAGGCCACCGGAGCAGAUAAGCCUGUGGGAAAACCAAAGCCACUGGGAAUUAAGAAGGGUCUGGUCUUUUAUGCUGGAAAACCUCUUAAAGGAGUCAAAACCAAUUGGAUUAUGCAUGAAUAUCGCUUAGCUAAUGUGGACAGAUCUGCUGGCAAAAGGAACAAUCCGAGGCUUGAUGAUUGGGUAUUGUGUCGACUAUACAACAAGAAAGGUACUAUUGAAAAGCAUUACAGUGUUGAUCAGAAGACACUGCAGUUUUCAGACAGCGAAGAACAAAAGCCGAAAAUAGGCAUAUGCCCAUAUAAUGGAAUGGUAAACCAGAUGGUGCCAUUGGUUCAAGAAUCACAGUCGAUGGCAUUACGAAACAUGAGUGAUUGUCUGCAUUUGGACGCACCUGAGUCAAUACCCAAGUUGCAUACUGAUUCAAGUAGUUCUGAGAACGUGUUAUCACCGGAGUUCACGCGUGAUAAGCAGGUUGAAAUUACCUCAAAUUAUUGCUUCUAUGCGGCUGCAAAUCACACCCGUCGAGGUGAGGCAAAUAUAAUGGUCACUGGUGGAACCGAAGCUGCCAUUAUUCCUAUAGGAUUGGGAGGUUUUGUUGCAUGUAGAGCUUUGUCUCAAAGAAAUGAUAAUCCAAAAACUGCUUCUAGGCCUCGGGAAAAAGAUAGAGAUGUUUUUGUUAUGGGUGAAGGUGCUGGAAUUUGUGUAAAUUGUGAUGCUUAUCAUAUGACUGAUUCUAGAGCUAAUGGACUCGGUAUCUCGUCAUGUAACCAGAGUGGCCUUGAAGCUGUUGGUGUGUCAACUGAGGAGUGGUGGCGGUUUCUUCGAGUAGCACUCGUUUCCCUCUUUCCACCACUCGUUUUCCUCGUUUCUUCCAGUAGCAGUGCAUUUUUGUGGAGAGACUUUCCGGUAUGGACGACGAUGAAGUCGGCGGCAAGGACGGCAACAAUGGCGACGUUGAACUCGGCAUCUUCCAAUAGGCCCACUUUGUCCAAAGACAUUGUCUCAAACAACUUGCCAAUGUCUCAAGUGAUGAGCAUAUCAUCUCCUCCACCACCUCAAGCGUUUGGGACACAAGACAGCAUGGAAGCUAUAACAAAUUUGCAUUAA